Molecule: messenger RNA, 1507 nt
Organism: Fulmarus glacialis (Northern fulmar)
Lineage: Eukaryota; Metazoa; Chordata; Aves; Procellariiformes; Procellariidae
Product: frizzled-7
Exons: 1
Biological process (GO): canonical Wnt signaling pathway; non-canonical Wnt signaling pathway
Cellular component (GO): plasma membrane
Molecular function (GO): Wnt-protein binding; Wnt receptor activity
Source: RefSeq, a predicted model, not a curated record
GGCUACCUCCCCGACUUCCUCACCCCGCCACAGCCCCCCUCCGGCUUCUCCUUCUCCUGCCCCCGGCAGCUCAAAGUGCCCCCUUACUUGGGCUACCGGUUCCUGGGGGAGCGGGACUGCGGGGCCCCCUGCGAGCCAGCCCGGCCAAACGGGCUCAUGUACUUCAAGGAGGCGGAGGUGCGAUUUGCCCGGCUGUGGGUGGGCGUGUGGUCUGUGCUCUGCUGCGCCUCCACCCUCUUCACCGUGCUCACCUACCUGGUGGACAUGCGCCGUUUCAGCUACCCAGAGCGGCCCAUCAUCUUCCUCUCAGGCUGCUACUUCAUGGUGGCAGUGGCCUACGCGGCAGGUUUCUUGCUGGAGGAGCGGGUGGUGUGUCUGGAGCGCUUCUCUGAGGACGGCUACCGCACUGUGGCCCAAGGCACCAAGAAAGAAGGCUGCACCAUUCUCUUCAUGAUCCUCUACUUCUUUGGCAUGGCCAGCUCCAUCUGGUGGGUCAUCCUGUCCCUCACCUGGUUCCUGGCUGCUGGCAUGAAGUGGGGCCACGAGGCCAUCGAGGCCAACUCCCAGUAUUUCCACCUGGCUGCCUGGGCUGUGCCCGCUGUCAAAACCAUCACCAUCUUGGCCAUGGGGCAGGUGGAUGGGGACGUACUCAGUGGGGUGUGUUACGUAGGUAUCUACAGCGUGGACUCGCUGCGGGGCUUUGUGCUGGCGCCCUUGUUUGUGUACCUCUUCAUUGGCACUUCCUUCUUGCUUGCUGGCUUUGUGUCCUUGUUUCGCAUCCGCACCAUCAUGAAGCAUGACGGCACCAAGACGGAGAAACUGGAGAAGCUGAUGGUGCGCAUCGGUGUCUUCAGUGUCCUCUACACGGUGCCUGCCACCAUUGUCCUGGCAUGUUACUUCUACGAGCAGGCCUUCCGUGGCACCUGGGAGAAGACGUGGCUCCUCCAGACCUGCAAAACCUAUGCCGUGCCCUGUCCCAGCCACUUUGCCCCUAUGAGCCCGGACUUCACGGUCUUCAUGAUCAAGUACCUCAUGACCAUGAUUGUUGGGAUCACGACUGGCUUCUGGAUCUGGUCUGGCAAAACCCUUCAGUCCUGGCGACGCUUCUACCACAGACUCAGCACCGGCAGCAAAGGCGAGACGGCAGUAUGAGACCCCCCUGCCCCUUCUGGCACACACACACGCACUCAUGCACACACGCAGAGGAGAGGGAUACACAGCAGAAGAGGAAGGCAAUGGCUCCCUGAAGAGGGAGGAAGGGAGGCUUUUUCUAAACUUUUUCUUCCUCCCAGAAAGUUUGGGAAAAAAAAAAUCUUUGCAUAAAGGAUCAGACGGACUGUGUCCAGUGGUGCUUAUGCCCAGCUAAGUAGAAGAGCACAGAAAAAGAAGCCACUGGUGGGAUGGGAGAGUCCUUCCCACGCAGGAAGUCCCCUUACCUCUCUCUCCUACCACCCCUGUGCAGGAAAAAAAACCCAACCCGACUAAAAACAUCCUGUCUUGCUUUGGA